UCUCUCCUCUCGUCUCCUCCGCAGUGCACUUGCAGCUGAGCAGCUCUCCGGACAGGACGGUCUCAUCCUCCUGCUCCUCUUCAUCUUCUUCUUCUUCUCCUCCUCCUCCUCCUCUGUGUGUUUUUGUGUGCUGCUGCUGCUGAAGGGGUGCACCGAGAGUCGCAUCUGACUCUGGUCCAGAGGUCCCGGACAGGCGCGUGAUGGUGCGGACUCAUUGAUAAAAUCCGCUGCCGCUGGAAUUAAAAUGAGCUCUCCCGCUGAGCGGCUCUCCUCCUCCACAUAGCGCUUCCUUCUCUGCACAAGAUCUGUGUUUGUGUGACUCCAGCAGGCGACGCAGGAUGACUACUACCUUACCGCUGGUGAUUUUGUGCGCUUUGGUGGCGUUAGCGGCGGCGUCUAAGACGGAGCGAGCAGUGCUACUCCCUUGUGACUCCGGUCAGUACACUACCAGUGGAGAGUGCUGCCAGGUGUGUCCACCUGGAGAGGGAGUGAUAAAGACAUGCGGCGACACGCAGACUGUCUGCGCCCAGUGUUUGGACAGUGAGACCUUCUCACAGAACUACAGUCACACAGAAGAGUGCAGUCCCUGCACCGAGUGUACCGGCUUGAUGAGAAUGGAGACGCCCUGCACCGACUCCAACGACGCCAUCUGUGUCUGCAACUACAACUUCUUCUUCAAUGCGUUAUCCGGCCAGUGCGAGCCGUGUACAGUGUGCCCGGUGGGUCAGGGUGUGUACGCGCACUGUGAACAUGAUCAUGACACGGUGUGUGAGGAAUGCGUGGAUGAUACCUACUCUGAUCGGGAGAGCUCCCUCGACCCCUGCCUGCCCUGCACCAUCUGUGAUGAGGAAACAGAGAUACAGCUGGCUGUGUGCACACCGGACAGCGACUCUGUCUGCCAUGAUCCUCUCCUCCCAACAUAUUUCACUCCCACCUCUGAUAUGGGUCCGUCUCCACCCUCCUUCACCAAUUACUUCCUCCCCGAUGGCUCCGACAGCCCGAUGCCAGGAGAGACCACCACAUCCAGCGCUGGCUCUCCACGCUUCCUCGGCCAUGGGCUCAACGAAAAUCUCAUUCCCAUCUACUGCUCCAUCCUGGCUGCCGUGGUGGUGGGCCUUGUGGCCUACAUCGUUUUUAAGAGGUGGAAUAGCUGCAAACAGAACAAGCAGGCAGCAAAUAACCGUGCGGCUACAAACAACCAGAUGGUGACGCCGGAGGGAGAGAAGCUGCACAGCGACAGCGGCAUCUCGGUGGACAGUCAGAGUCUGCAGGAGCAGCAGCAGCAGCAGCAGCAGCAGCAGCAGCAGGCCCAGGCUGAAGUCCAGGCUCAGCCCUCACACUCACGCACACAGGAACAGAUAGUGGUGAGGGUAGAUGGUGGCCCCCAGCCUGACACGCCUCCCCCUGAAGUCUGAGGAAGAAGAGAAGUCAGAGUGGAGCUGACGACAGGGAGAGGAGAGUGGGGACUUUAACCGUGGACCAAAAAGAAAGCGGGGGGAAAAGGGGGGCCACAUGGGAAUGUAAAACUGACUGAUUCAUAUCUGAAGUGGCCACAGAGCAAAGACUUGACUUAUACGGACAUGCCAGCACCUUUGGGCCACAGUCUUACUCUUCAUCCCUGCAUAUAGAGUCCAACUCUAUUAAUCAGUGUGCCUGGACCUCUAUGGCAAUAUCAACCACCCUCUGUACCAAUGCCACUGCAGAUACAUAAUCAUUGUAUAUGCCAGUGCAUCUCGUAAUAACUGACUAUUCCAGUAUCUAAUAUUGACAUAAUUAACACUAACUGCCAACAUAGUCUCCUCAGCCCGUUAUUAAGCUUUAGAUUUCCCCUUAAUUCCACAAUCACUAGCCAUGAAACAUAUGUGCCUGAAAGGUAAAUAGGCAGAAAGGUUCUCCAUUAUCUCCAAAGAGACCUUCUUCUUCACAGCCUUUUUUUUCUCCCUCUCACAUCUUCCUCUGUGGCGUCCCACUCUCAGAUAAUCCUCUGUCUCUCUCCAUAGGAUUCACUCUAUUAGACCCCCGCCGUCAUCUGCGAUACAAAAAGCAGCGGGGGAGCCGUGAGUCACUUCUGAACUUCUUCUGAAGUUCCUUGUUCUUUUAUCAUUUAACCACAGACGCAUUUCAUGGCAUGUUGUCUUGUAAAAUGUUUGCGUCAUUGUUUGAGAUUGGCAGCACCAACUGAUGCAAGUGGCUCAUAUUUAGUGAAGAAAGGAUGAUUGCUGUGCAGCCUGCUCGGUAAUCAACUAUUUUUACUCAGCGAGAUGCUUUUUCUUGCACUUGACAUACAUGGACUCCUUUACAGCACUUCUAGGGAUUGUGUUUCAGUAAUUUCAUGCUAAUAAUGUAACACACCUCUAUGCUUGUCUCCUGUUUUUAGUGCAUCACUUUCAUUUUGGGGGCUCCAGUUACACAGCUGAUUCAGCAGGGUGCCGCCACGGUCCUCUGUGGAGCCAACAUGAGAGGCUGGACUGCGGAGCUCUGCUGACUCACUGCGAUAAUGUUUGAGGGGCGAGCAAAAACGUCAAAUGACGUCAUCACUCAGUAGCCCAGUAUGCAGAGCUGCUCAUUAAACAGAUGCUUAAAUGUAUUUGGUACGGGGGAAAAAAAACUGCAAAAAGGAAUCCCAUCUGUCAUUCUUUACGCCUACUGAGUGGAAAAUUGGGACACCCCUCAGAGGCUUUCACCAUCCUGAGCUCGCUGAUGCCACUACCCUCCACAAGCUCACUCUUACAGUCUUGUGUACAGCUCUGUCUGCGCGAUAGAGUCUGAUAAACAGUGCCGAGGCGCCAAUGCAUUGGCGGCAGCGCUUACGUCAACACGGGGCCCAUUAGAGAGACAUCCUGACAGGCAGGUAGUAAUUACCUCAGGGUUUCAGCUUCAUUUACCCUCCGCUUGGCUCGGCUCAGCCACUUCUCAUCGGGAUUAACGCUGCGGACAACAGAGGGGCAACCCUCUUUGAAGCCACAGCAUGACAUUACAGAUCAAUUAUCUAAGUCCGCGUCCACUGACAUUUACUAUAUCACCAUGGUGACAUAAAAGCACUUAGCUGCAAGGCAGGCUGGUACCUUUUAUCACACAGGGCCACUUUUAUGCUGCCUCCCUCCUGCUGCUGGCUGUAACUGUAAAAGCAGUCAACAUAGAGAUCUUGUUAUAGAAGUAUACUGUAGCUGAGUUCGACUGCACUGCUUUAGCGUUCAUUCCUACAGGGGCACGUACUUUCUCAGGGUCCCUCUUGCUGUUGCGUGACUAAAGAUUAUCAAGAGAUCUGUAGAGGAUUUCUGUAAACAACCUGUAGAUGUACGAUAGAGUAGGUAGGUAGGCAGGAGCAGAUGUAAAGCAGUUGUUAUGUUGAUAUAAAAAAAUGUAGAAAGAUACAGGUUAGCUGAUUUCAACAUGAUCCAGGCAAUGAUGAAUUUAAAGAAACAGUCAGACAUUUUGGAAAAUACGCUUAUUCACACUCUUGCAGAGACUUAGGUGAGUGGAUUGAUACCACUCCCAUGCCCAUACAGAAUAUAUAAAGCUCCUGCCAGCAGUGGGUUAGCUUAGCUUAGCAUAAAGACUGUAAACAGGGGGAAAAACUGGUCUAACUAAUUAACACAUUAUAUCUAAUUUGUUUAUGAAAAAAACCUUAAGUGUAAAACACAUUUGGUCAAAUGCUGAAUAGGGAUGUCAGUUUUGGUUAAUUUUUCUUUCGAUAGCUCGACACCCACUGAUUAGUAAUGGCUUGGUUAAUUUUUGAAAAAAAAAAAAAAAGCAAAAUGAUGCAACAUACAAGAGGCCUUUCCUUUCACUCUGGUGCUCAAUUGACACAGUGAGCUUCAGCUCAACAUUUCAAAGCACUUUCCGGGUGGUAAAAUGUUAGUGUUUUGUGAUGGAAAUGUUUUGCAUUUUGUUAAAUAUUCUGUUGGCUUUGCCAGACAGUCAGCUAGCCAUAUCAACAAACGCAAACAAUGGUCUUCACUAUUAAGCUAUUGUUAGCCUUGGCGACUCUGCAAAGCGCACAACCUAGGUAAGGUGGGAGCUAGCUUAUUCUGUGAUUACUGCUAAAAAUGUUGCCCAGGUGGCAGGAUGUUGCUGUUGAAACAAAGUGGACACCCUCUGGUCUAGUCCUGAGUCGCCCUGUUGGGUAAGCGUUUUCAUUUUAAGCCCCUUUAGCAUUGUUAACAAUGUUACCACCACUAGUUGUGCUGACACUGCUCAUUGUGAUGACAGAGUUAACAGUGAGUACAUUUAGUUAACAAUGCUAAAGGGGGUUUGCUGCUCAAAAUUAAGCGGCUUACUUAACGAGGGCAACCUUGGAACUCCGCAGGGUGGCGACCAUGUUUCCGCAGCAACACUAAUUGAUCUGGAUGCUGUUACACGCUGAAUGAGCAGCGCCGCUAGCUAAUGUUAUCUCCCACAACACCCAGGUGGUGCAGUAAACUGAAGAGUAGCAAAAUUUACCUAUAGACAUGUGUAACCUGUCAAAAAUAUUCUUGCCGGUUAACUGAUUAACAGUAUACUGUUGACAUCACUAAUAAUGUACUAUAACACGUUGUAUCAGACUUCUCAAGCAGCUCUGGCAAAGAAAGCGAAUACAAUGGCAAAAUAUUAUUUUAAAGGAGAGAUAGGACAUGUUUACUUGUCAGCAGAGCUUGAAGAGUGCAGUGAGCAACAGUUAGAUAAAAAAUUUCAGGAUGACAAGGAAAGUGAGUCAUUACAUCCAGUGUGAAGCCGCUGCAUGGAUCAGUCACAUGGUCAAUAACAUCUCAAGACAAUUAAACUUUGUGGUCCCUUCACUUGUGAUUCAUCUUGCAUCACUGCAGCAUUAUGAAUGAAAAUGAAUAAAAAGCUGCUGUUCUUUG
Messenger RNA from Plectropomus leopardus (leopard coralgrouper), 4844 nucleotides. RefSeq names its product nerve growth factor receptor a (TNFR superfamily, member 16) (gene ngfra). NCBI's taxonomy places the organism in Eukaryota, Metazoa, Chordata, Actinopteri, Perciformes, Serranidae. The record is from RefSeq and is a predicted model, not a curated record. Gene Ontology annotation, biological process: Rho protein signal transduction. Gene Ontology annotation, cellular component: cell surface; plasma membrane. Gene Ontology annotation, molecular function: death receptor activity; nerve growth factor binding; coreceptor activity.